GACGGAGUUUCGCUCCCGAUUUCAAUUAUAAUUUUGUUUGUUUCCACUCUCUAAAGCACUGAGAGCUGCACAAUUCCUCGGAAAAUUAGUAACUUCGGAUCGAUUCUUCUUCAGAAUCUGUUUUCGUAUAUUCUUUUUAAUUUUUAUCUUCUCAAGGUUACUGUGUAUUUCUUCAGAGCCAAGAACCGAAUCAAAGAAUAUGAGCAAUACCAUCGGUAAUAACUUGGUACACCAGCGGUUGCUUCGUCCUACAGUUUUAGAGCGUCAAAGCAAGCUGAAUUCUUCCGGCAUUGCUGCAAACUCUUUCUGUGCUGCGUCUCUGAAUCAAUCUGCAGCUCAAAUAGGGAGGAACUCCAAAUUAUCUACAAAAUUUUAUGGUAACGGUUGGAAUAAGAAGAGAUCAUACUCUACAGUUGGAACGGGACGACCUGCGUUUGUUCCUCAAGCUGUUUUAGCCACUGAUCCAGCUUCUGAGCAACUUAUGGAGAAAUUCAACCUUGAUGGGAAUAUUGAAUUGAAGGUCGGUGCUAGUACUGUUCCAGCAUCUAUUGUACAAGUUGAUAUUCAAAUUACAUAUAGUAGUGACUCUCUGCUUCUACAUUGGGGUGGGAUACGUGAUAGAAAGGAAAAGUGGGUACUUCCUUCUUGCCAACCUGAUGGAACCAUCAAUUACAAGAACAGAGCGCUUAGAACACCAUUUGUGAAGACUGGUCCCAGUUCCCAUCUUAAAUUAGAGAUCAACGAUCCUGCAAUAAAAGCGAUAGAGUUUCUCAUAUUUGAUCAAGCCAAAAAUAAAUGGUUUAAAAAUAAUGGUCAAAACUUUCAUGUAAAGUUACCUGCAAGAUGUCAGCCAAUUUCCAACAUCUCAGUUCCUGAAGAUCUUGUUCAGAUUCAAGCAUAUUUGAGGUGGGAGAGAAAGGGUAAACUGAUGUAUACUCCAGAACAAGAGAAGGAGGAAUAUGAGGCAGCUCGCACUGAGCUGUUGGAGGAAAUAGCAAGGGGGGCUUCUAUAGAGGAUCUUCGAGCAAAAUUGACUAAGAAAACUGAUAGACAAGAAAUCGAGGAAACUUCUAUCUAUGAAAGGAAGAGCAAGAUACCGGAUGAUCUUGUGCAAAUUCAAGCUUAUAUACGAUGGGAGAAAGCAGGAAAGCCUAAUUUUUCUCGAGAAGAACAACUUAUGGAAUUUGAGGAAGCAAGAACGGAGUUGGAAGCUGAGCUACAGAAAGGUGUUUCUCUUGAUGAAAUACGAAAGAAGAUUACCAAGGGAGAGAUUGCAACAAAGGUUUCAACACAACUCAAGGAAAAGAAAUAUUUUAGAGUUGAAAGGAUUCAGCGCAAGAAGAGGGACUUGAUGCAACUUCUCAAUAAGCAUGCAGUUAAAUCUACAGUGGAAAAAAUUUCUAGAGAACCACAUAGCUUGACAGUGAUUGAGCUUUUUGCUAAGGCCAAAGAAGAAGAGGAUCUCAGUCCUGUUCUUAACAAGAAAUUAUACAAACUUGCUGAUAAGGAAGUUCUGGUACUGGUAACCAAACCUGCUGGUAAGACAAAGAUUCAUGUGGCUACAGAUUUUGAAGAGCCAGUCACUCUUCACUGGGCUCUGUCUAAAACGGCUGGAGAGUGGUUGGCACCACCUUCAGGUCUGCUUCCUCCUGGUUCAGUUUUGCUAAAUGGUGCUGCGGAAACACAGUUUUCCAUUAGUUCUUCUUCUAGUCUUCCUAAACAGGUGCAAUACUUUGUUCUGGAGAUUGACGGGGACAGUUAUACUGGGAUGCCAUUUGUUCUUCUGUCUGGUGGGAAAUGGAUAAAGAAUAAUGGAUCUGACUUUUAUGUGGAGUUUAGUCCACGAUCCAAGCCAACCCAAAAGGAUGCUGGUGAUGGCAAAGGUACAGCAAAGGCUUUGCUGGAUAAAAUAGCAGAGAUGGAGAGUGAGGCACAGAAGUCCUUUAUGCACCGGUUUAAUAUUGCGGCAGACUUGAUAGAUCAAGCCAAAGCUGCUGGUGAAUUAGGCUUUGCAGGGAUCUUAGUGUGGAUGAGGUUUAUGGCUACUAGGCAGCUCAUAUGGAAUAAGAACUACAAUGUAAAACCACGUGAAAUAAGUAGAGCUCAGGAUAGGCUUACUGACUUGCUCCAGAAUACUUACAAAAAUCAUCCAGAAUACCGGGAGCUGGUACGGAUGAUUAUGUCUACUGUUGGACGUGGGGGUGAGGGUGAUGUGGGACAAAGGAUUCGGGAUGAAAUUUUGGUCAUCCAGAGAAACAAUCAUUGCAAAGGUGGAAUGAUGGAGGAAUGGCAUCAGAAGUUACAUAAUAACACUAGUCCAGAUGAUGUUGUAAUCUGUCAGGCAUUGAUUGAUUAUAUUAAAAGUGAUUUUGACAUCAAUGUCUAUUGGAAGACUUUGAAUGAGAAUGGAAUAACGAAAGAACGCCUUUUAAGUUAUGACCGUGCCAUCCACUCCGAACCAAAUUUCGGGAGAGAUCAGAAGGAUGGUCUUUUGCGUGAUCUUGGACACUAUAUGAGAACCUUGAAGGCGGUUCAUUCAGGUGCAGAUCUUGAGUCUGCUAUUUCAAAUUGCAUGGGCUAUAGAGCUGAGGGUCAAGGUUUCAUGGUUGGUGUGCAAAUAAAUCCUAUAUCGGGCUUGCCUUCAGAAUUUCCAGAAUUGCUCCACUUUGUCCUUCAACAUGUUGAAGAUAGAAAUGUAGAAGCCUUGCUUGAGGGUUUACUAGAGGCUCGUGAGGAGCUUAGGCCAAUGUUGAUGAAGUCUAACGAUCGUUUGAAGGAUCUUUUAUUUUUGGAUAUUGCUCUUGAUUCUACUGUUAGGACAGCUAUUGAAAGCGGAUAUGAGCAAUUAAAUGAUUCUGGACCAGAGAAAAUUAUGUACUUCAUUACCCUGGUUCUUGAAAACCUUGCACUUUCAUCAGAUAAUAAUGAGGAUCUGGUCUACUGCUUGAAGGGAUGGGACAAUGCCCUAACCAUGUGCAAGAAUAAAAAUGAUCAAUGGGCAUUAUAUGCAAAAUCAGUUCUUGACAGAACUCGUCUUGUACUUACUAGCAAGGCAGAAUCAUACCAGCAAAUUUUGCAACCGUCAGCAGAGUAUCUUGGAUCACGGCUUGGAGUUGACCAGUGGGCUAUUGACAUAUUUACCGAAGAAAUUAUUCGUGCUGGAUCAGCUGCAGCCUUAUCCUUGCUUAUUAAUCGACUUGAUCCGGUUCUUAGAAAGACUGCCAAUCUAGGGAGUUGGCAGGUUAUCAGUCCGGUUGAAGUAGCAGGUUAUGUCAUCGUUGUAAAUGAGCUGCUUGCUGUACAGAAUAAAUCUUAUGAUCGGCCUACAAUUUUAGUGGCAAAAAGUGUAAAAGGGGAGGAGGAAAUCCCGGAUGGUACAGUUGCUGUAUUGACACCUGACAUGCCUGAUGUUUUAUCACAUGUUUCUGUGAGAGCAAGAAAUAGCAAGGUUUGCUUUGCUACAUGCUUUGAUCCCAAUAUUCUUGCUACUCUUGAAGCAAAUGAAGGGAAAUUGUUGCGCUUAAAACCUACUUCUGCAGAUGUAAUUUAUGGUGAGGUUACGGAGGGUGAACUAGCAAGUUCAAGUCCAGGUGACUUUAAAGGAGGUAGUCUGCCAUCAGUUACCUUGGUCAAAAAGCAGUUUUGUGGUAGAUAUGCCGUAUCAGCUGAGGAAUUUACAAGUGAAAUGGUUGGUUCUAAAUCACGCAAUAUAUCAUAUCUGAAAGGAAAAGUGCCAUCUUGGAUUGGGAUUCCUACAUCAGUUGCCCUACCAUUUGGAGCAUUCGAGAAGGUUCUUUCAGAUAAAUUGAAUAAGGCAGUGGCUGAGGAGUUGCAAUCAUUGAAGAAAAAAUUAGCAGAUGGAGACUUUGGUGUUCUUGCAGAAAUUCGCCAGACAGUUCUGAGGUUGGCAGCACCUCCCCAAUUGGUGCAAGAGUUGAAGACUAAGAUGCAGAGUUCUGGGAUGCCUUGGCCUGGUGAUGAAGGUGAACAGAGAUGGGAACAAGCAUGGACAGCCAUAAAGAAGGUCUGGGCUUCAAAAUGGAAUGAGAGGGCAUACUUUAGCACAAGGAAAGUGAAAUUAGACCAUGACUAUCUGUGCAUGGCUGUCCUAGUUCAGGAGAUAAUAAAUGCUGAUUAUGCAUUUGUUAUCCAUACAACUAAUCCAUCCUCAGGAGACUCAUCAGAGAUUUAUGCCGAGGUGGUAAAAGGACUUGGAGAAACUCUAGUUGGAGCUUAUCCAGGUCGUGCUUUGAGUUUUGUCUGCAAGAAGAGCAAUCUCGACUCUCCACAGGUGUUAGGAUACCCAAGCAAACCAAUCGGUCUUUUCAUAAGGCGUUCCAUUAUAUUCCGAUCUGAUUCCAAUGGUGAAGACCUAGAAGGUUAUGCUGGUGCAGGCCUUUAUGAUAGUGUGCCUAUGGAUGAAGAAGAGAAAGUUGUGAUUGAUUACUCAUCAGAUCCAUUAAUUGUUGAUGGCAACUUCCGACAAUCAAUCCUCUCAAGCAUUGCUCGUGCAGGGCAUGCAAUUGAGGAGCUUUAUGGAUCGCCACAAGAUAUUGAAGGCGUAGUCCGUGAUGGGAAGGUCUAUGUUGUCCAAACCAGACCCCAGAUGUGAUCCUCUUCUUUCUUUUUUUUUUUUCCUUUUUAAUACAUCAUUUGUUGGGAUCUUAAGGAAGUUCUGUAAAUGAGGAAAACAGAGAAAGAAAGAAAGAAAGAAAGAAAAAAAGAUGGGGAAAAACAGUGAAAUAAGAAGAAAGUCGUAAAAAUAAUACAGAUAAGUGAACCCAAAAGUAAAAGCUAUCUAUAAUUUUACUCGGUAUGCCUGCAUAUCUGAAACAGCUAUGUACUGUUGCUUUUCUAAGCAUAAUUCUACUGCUGUAUUUAAAAAAUUUUCAAGUUGUGC
This is a messenger RNA of Rubroshorea leprosula, 4900 nucleotides long. The record is from the annotation of a GenBank genome assembly. NCBI's taxonomy places the organism in Eukaryota, Viridiplantae, Streptophyta, Magnoliopsida, Malvales, Dipterocarpaceae.